Molecule: messenger RNA, 1534 nt
Organism: Zea mays
Lineage: Eukaryota; Viridiplantae; Streptophyta; Magnoliopsida; Poales; Poaceae
Product: GDSL esterase/lipase At5g37690
Exons: 6
Coding region: 113-1297 (394 amino acids)
Molecular function (GO): hydrolase activity, acting on ester bonds
Source: RefSeq, a predicted model, not a curated record
CGCCACCACCCAUCAAAGCAAUCCAAGCUAGCAGAGCAGCAGAUAUUGAAAACAUAUACACAUAAAAGACGUACGUACAGGCAGUCUUGAGGAGAGGCCAAAGCAACAAAAAAUGGCAGCUCUCGCCGUGGUCUUCGCCAUCACCGCCAUCAGCGGCGCGGUGGCGGCGGCCGACGAUGUUGCGUCUUCUACGGCCGCUAGAAAUUUCACGGUAGCGUCUCCUCCCUCUCCGACGACGACGACCAGUGGUCCGGUGACGUACGUGUUCGGCGACUCGAUGUCGGACGUGGGCAACAACAACUACUUCCCCACGUCCCUCGCCAAGUCCAACUACCCCUGGUACGGCAUCGACUACCCCGGCCGCGAGGCCACCGGGAGGUUCACCAACGGAAAGACCAUCGGAGACUACAUGGCCGAGAAGUUCGGCGUCCCGCCCCCGCCGCCGUUCCUGUCGCUGAGGAUGACAGGCAAGGACGUGCUCGGCGGCGUCAACUUCGCCUCCGGCGGCGCCGGCAUCCUGAACGAGACGGGCGUCUACUUCGUUCAGUACCUCUCGUUCGACGAGCAGAUAUCGUGCUUCGAGAUCGUCAAGAGGGCGAUGAUCGCCAAGAUCGGCAAGGACGCCGCGGAGGCCGCUGCUAAUGCGGCCUUGUUCCAGAUUGGACUCGGGAGCAACGACUACAUCAACAACUUCCUGCAGCCAUUCAUGGCGGACGGCACCACGUACACGCACGACCAGUUCAUCCGCCUCCUCAUCACCGCCCUAGACCGGCAGCUCAAGCGGCUGUACGGGCUCGGCGCGCGGAAGGUGGCGUUCAACGGGCUGCCCCCGCUGGGCUGCAUCCCGUCGCAGCGCGUCCGCUCCACGGACGGCAAGUGCCUGUCCCACGUCAACGACUACGCCGUGCAGUUCAACGCGGCCGCCAAGAAGCUGCUCGACGGCCUGAACGCCAAGCUGCCCGGCGCGCAGAUGGGCCUCGCCGACUGCUACUCCGUCGUCAUGGAGCUCAUCGAACACCCCGAGGAGAACGGGUUCACGACGGCGCACACGUCGUGCUGCAACGUGGACACGGAGGUCGGAGGGCUGUGCCUGCCCAACACGAGGCCCUGCAGCGACCGCAGCGCGUUCGUGUUCUGGGACGCCUACCACACCUCAGACGCCGCCAACAAGGUCAUCGCGGACCGCCUCUGGGCCGACAUGACGAGCGCCGGGCACGGGAGCGCCUCGGCUACUCCUCACGUCGCCGCGUCUAGCCCCGACGUGGCGCCGUCUCCAUCCCCGUCUCAGGACUAUUGAGGAACCCAAACCGACGACCAAGCCGAUCGAUGCACGGUGUUGCCAAGCGCCAGCUAGCAGGACAUUUUGGCAUUUGAAUCUGCAGAUGCUCAGUUCACCUUAUGUUUCACAGAGAGCGAGGAGCAUAUACGUUGUGUUUUGAUGUUGUGUUAGAGAUUUAAGAAUGGAAAGUUUAUGUGUUUUGUAAUUUCGUAUACACUUUUUAAUAUUUAAAAUUAUACCCUAAAUAUUCUGCUC